AUGUUGUCACCAAGCUCACGCUUAGCAAUUUUAGUCCUCCUAUUAUCAGUUUCAUUAGCAGCUUCAGCUUCAUAUGAUGAAAAAUUUGUCCAAUGUCUCAGCUUCUAUUCAGACAAAGCAGCUCCGUUUUAUGCCUUAAUUUACACUCCAAAAAAUGUUUCGUUUUCCAGCAUCCUUGAAUCCUCUGCACAGAACCUAAGGUAUUUGGUGCCUUCAGCGCCAAAACCAGAGUUUAUAUUCACACCCUUGACUGAUUCACAGGUCCAAGUGGCAGUGACUUGCUCAAAGAAACUUGGUAUUCAUCUGAGAGUUCGUAGUGGUGGCCAUGACUAUGAAGGACUCUCGUAUGUUUCUGAAGUCGAGUCCCCUUUCAUGAUUCUUGAUCUGUCCAAGCUUCGCGCCAUUGAUGUUGAUAUAAAAGACAACAGUGCUUGGAUUCAAGCUGGUGCCACUAUUGGAGAAGUAUAUUACAGAAUAUAUGAGAAAAGUUCAGUUCAUGGUUUCCCUGCAGGCCUUUGCACAAGCCUAGGUGUUGGAGGGCACAUCACAGGAGGUGCAUAUGGAUCCAUGAUGAGAAAGUAUGGUCUUGGAGCUGAUAAUGUUCUUGAUGCAAAACUGGUUGAUGCAAAUGGCCAAAUCCUUGAUAGGGAAGCCAUGGGGGAGGACCUAUUUUGGGCAAUUAGAGGAGGUGGAGGAGCAAGCUUUGGCAUCCUUCUCUGGUGGAAGAUAAAACUGGUUCCUGUGCCAGAAACUGUGACAGUUUUUACAGUUACAAGGAGCCUAGAGCAAGAUGCAACAAAGAUUCUCCAUAGAUGGCAGGAAGUGGCACCCUCUAUUGACGAGGAUCUCUUCAUCAGAGUCAUCAUUCAACCAGCCACUGUUGGAAAAAAAACUGAGAGAACCAUCACAACAUCUUACAAUGCUCAAUUCCUUGGAGGGGCUGACAGACUCCUCCAAGUGAUGAAGGAAAACUUCCCUGAAUUGGGUUUGACAAGAAAAGAUUUACUUGAAACUAGUUGGAUCAAGUCUGUGCUCUAUAUUGCUGGUUAUCCAAAUGACACUCCUCCUGAAGUUCUUCUUCAAGGAAAGUCAACAUUUAAGAACUACUUCAAAGCCAAGUCAGAUUUUGUGAGAGAACCAAUACCAGAAAGUGGACUUGAGGGACUCUGGCAAAGAUUGCUAGAAGAAGACAGUCCCUUGAUGAUUUGGAACCCAUAUGGUGGAAUGAUGAGCAAAUUUUCAGAGUCUGAUAUUCCCUUUCCUCACAGGAAUGGAACACUUUACAAAAUUCAGUACUUAUCUCUUUGGCAAGAUGGGGAUAAGAAUGCCACAAAGCAUAUAGACUGGAUUAGGAAGCUUUACAACUACAUGACUCCUUAUGUGUCUAAGUUCCCAAGGGAGGCAUAUGUGAACUACAGAGAUCUCGAUUUGGGAAUGAACAAGAACAGCACAAGUUACAUACAGGCAACUUCUUGGGGCAAUAUGUAUUUCAAAGAUAAUUUCAACAGGUUGGUGAAAAUAAAGACCAAAGUGGAUCCUGAUAAUGUGUUCAGGCAUGAGCAGAGUAUCCCACCACUUCCAGUUUCAGGUAUGAAGCUACAAGACAAGAAAAGCAAGACUUGGGAAUGA
This is a messenger RNA of Vigna radiata var. radiata (mung bean), 1629 nucleotides long. RefSeq names its product berberine bridge enzyme-like 13. The transcript has a single exon. Bases 1 to 1629 code for a protein of 542 amino acids. NCBI's taxonomy places the organism in Eukaryota, Viridiplantae, Streptophyta, Magnoliopsida, Fabales, Fabaceae. Gene Ontology annotation, molecular function: FAD binding; oxidoreductase activity. The record is from RefSeq and is a predicted model, not a curated record.